GGACAACAGCUUUGGUUUAAUCCUCCAAGAUGACGGCAUUGCGUUAGGCAAACAUUUCCGCAUUAUCCGCGGUGAUUUGCCUACGAGUGAGGUGAAGAAGAGAAGCCCUGCGUGUGACCAUGGCAAGUUUGGAAGCCGAGCACAGCACCCUGCCAGAAGCCAUGGAGGAGGAAGAUGAUCCCCUAUUCAGCAACCUGGACCUCUUCCUCUUCACCCUCAUCAUCGGCCUCAUCGUAUACUGGUUCAUGUCCCGCAAGAAGGCUGAGCCCAUCCCGGAGUUCAAGAAGCUGGACCAACCAAUGCCAAUGACUCGAGAGACAAGUUUUAUUGAGAAGAUGAAAAAAACGGGCAGGAACAUCGUGGUGUUCUAUGGCUCUCAGACGGGCACGGCGGAGGAGUUUGCCAACCGGCUAUCCAAAGAUGCCCAGCGCUACGGCAUGAAGGGCAUGGCCGCUGACCCAGAGGAAUAUGACAUGUGUGAGCUGUCUCGGCUGUCUGAGAUCGACAACUCCCUGGCCAUCUUCUGCAUGGCCACUUAUGGUGAGGGGGACCCCACUGACAACGCCCAGGACUUCUAUGACUGGCUGCAGGAGCACGACGGGGAGCUCGAUGGAGUCAACUACACGGUGUUUGCAUUGGGUAAUAAGACGUAUGAACACUACAAUGCCAUGGGUGUGUAUGUGGACAAGAGGCUGGAGGAACUGGGAGCCAAGAGGGUGUUCGACCUUGGCAUGGGGGAUGAUGAUGGCAACCUGGAGGAGGACUUUGUGACAUGGAGGGAGCAGUUCUGGCCAGCUAUGUGCGAGCACUUUGGAGUGGAGGCUUCAGGAGAGGACUCCAGCAUUCGUCAGUAUGAGCUCAAGGAGCACAAUGACAUCAACAUGAACAAGGUGUACACAGGGGAGUUGGGCCGUCUGAAGAGUUUUGACAUCCAGAAACCGCCUUUUGAUUCCAAAAACCCCUUCCUGGCUCCAGUCACUGUGAACCGCAAGCUCAACAAAGCAGGGGACCGGUAUCUCAUGCACCUCGAACUGGACAUUACCGGCUCCAAGAUGAGGUAUGAUUCGGGAGACCAUGUUGCAGUCUACCCCACCAAUGACACAACCAUUGUGACCAAGCUGGGACAGGUCCUCGGUGUGGACCUUGACACUGUUAUCUCCCUCAACAACCUUGACGAGGAGUCCAAUAAGAAGCAUCCAUUCCCCUGCCCCACCACAUACCGUACGGCUCUGACCCACUACCUGGACAUCAUGCAUCCGCCUCGCACCAAUGUUCUGUACGAGCUGGCCCAGUACGCCACUGACAUCAAAGACCAGGAGAACAUGCGCAAGAUGGCUUCAUCUUCUCCUGAGGGAAAGGCUCUCUACCAGAGCUUCGUGCUGGAAGACCACAGGAACAUCCUGGCCAUCCUGGAAGACAUACCGUCUUUGCGGCCUCCUAUCGACCACCUGUGUGAGCUCCUGCCCCGUCUGCAGGCUCGUUACUACUCCAUCGCCUCCUCCUCUAAGGUCCACCCUAAUAGCAUCCACGUCUGUGCUGUGCUGGUGGAAUAUACCACAAGGACAGGGCGCCUAACCAAGGGGGUGGCCACCAACUGGCUGAAAAACAAAGUAGCCGGGGACAACGGCCACAAGUCCAUAGUCCCCAUGUACAUCCGUAAGUCCCAGUUCCGCCUGCCCUUCAAAGCCAGCAACCCGGUCAUCAUGAUCGGCCCUGGGACCGGCAUCGCUCCCUUCAUUGGCUUCGUCCAGGAGCGAGGGUGGCUCAAAGAGCAAGGCAAGGAGGUCGGGGAGACUGUGUUGUACUUUGGCUGCCGGCACAAGAAUGAAGACUACCUGUACCAGGAGGAGUUGGAAGAAGCUGAGAAGAAAGGGGUGAUCACACAACUUAAUGUGGCUUUCUCUCGGGACCAGGAGCAAAAGGUCUACGUGCAACAUCUCCUGAGGGCCAACAAAGAGGACCUGUGGAGGCAGAUCCACAAAGACAACGCCCACAUCUACAUCUGCGGGGAUGCACGGAACAUGGCCAGGGACGUGCAGACGGCCUUCUAUGAGAUCAUAGAGGAGCUGGGAGGCGUGACGCGUGCUCAGGCCACCGACUAUAUCAAGAAACUCAUGACCAAGGGACGCUACUCACAGGAUGUCUGGAGCUAAAAGGAAAAAUUGUGGAUUGUGUUGUUUUUUUUUAUUUUGUUUGUCAGCAACUGUGAAAAUGGCUCAUCAACCCUGGCACUGGAGAGCAAUGGGGUGUCCUGGCUUUUGUUCUCUCCAAGCACUAAAUCAUCUGAUUCUAUUUGACAGCUUUAUCAUCAUGAUCCUAAUUAGUUGAGUUUGGUGUGCUCGUGCUUAGCUGCAACAAAAGCCUACCUGCUCUCCAGGCCCGGGUUUGCUGACCACCGGCUGGGGAUAUUUCUGCCUCUAUCUCUGGUUUUUAUUCCAAGGAGCAAGACAAGCCCUCACCAAUGCAGUACAUUCUCCAUUCAAAUGAUUUAUUGCCACUCUGUCCCUUGUCCAUCUGCUUGGACAUCAAAUGUGGGAUCACAUCAGCGUUGUGACAGAACUGUGGUUUCGCAGGUAGAGUGUUUGAUAAUUACAUACUUUAGCUGUGUAUAAUUGGACAGUGCAGACUGAGCGAGUGUCUUGAAUACAAAGCUAUUAUACGACCCUGGUCUCUGUAAGGAGUUGGCUUAAUGGGUAUUGAAGUGUUUUCAGAACGAGUUAGAUAUUUUUUGAAUUGUGAAAAAUAUGAUGGGAGAUUUUAUUUUUUGUAUAGGAAAUCAGUAAUUAAAAGUUAUUUUAAUGUUUUAACUUUUCUUUUUGACAAGGGACAUAGCCAUUUAUGCAAUAAGGAUGUUAACUUCACAUAAUCCUAAUCAAUCACAGUAACCCUUAGCGAGGUAUGAGUAAAUGUUGCAGUUUAGUUAAGGACAAAUAACGAACUUAUUUUCCAAAAGACUGCCUUUUAAAAAGUAGAAAGUGUUUUUAGUCGGCUUUUAGUAUUUGUAGACAUAAUGCUAGGGGAUGAUUGGGGUGGGGACGAGACUAGUAAGGCUGCAGAAGUGUUGGUACAAUUAUAUGCCUAUCUUGACUUAUGCACCAUUCAAAUUGGCAUAUUGUUUGUCGUGCAAACCUAGCACUGGACCCUAAGAAUGCAGAAGUUUACACACAGUUGGCAUUGUCUGAGUCAGCUGUAUGUUGUUUUUUUUCUUUGUACUAUUGCCCACUAAUCACUGUGCUGGAUGACAUCUCAUAUGAAUGUUAAAUGGGAUGGAUUCUGCCUAAACUUGUCGAUCUUUUUGACUUUCUCACAUUUAAAUUUUGUGUCAUAUUGUUUGUUCACAAAUGUAAAAUAAGGACGAGGUUGUCAAUGUGUGGAAAUCAAACUGGUUUUGUCCCAUCUGCAAAGCAUAGCAAUUUGUAAAUGUAGUGUGUGCCUUAUUGAAUGUAGUGCCUGACAUAAAUUAAGGGGUUUGAGUCAUUACUGAUUCAGUUUCCAAACAUCUUUUAGCUGUGACCCCAUUUUACUAUUAAAAAAUAUUUGACCGCAUAAGUUUCCUAUUGUAACUAUGACGGUCAAAUUGUGUUUUACCGAUGUGUAAUAUUUAAAUCGGAAGUGUGGUACGGAAUGCGUUAGAAAGGAAAACAUCAAGGAUUAUCAGACAAUUCUUGUAUAGAAAAGAAUGUUACCACAAUUUAAAAGUAUGCAUGAAGAGGUUUCCACCUCUUUAGCAGAGCAUCAUGACUUGGUGCACAUAAAAUGUACUUUGAGUUACAUUUUUUGUAUUUACCAAAUAAAAAUAUAUACCAUU
Esox lucius (northern pike) is the source of this 3808-nucleotide messenger RNA. It is a transcript of the gene porb, whose product is annotated as P450 (cytochrome) oxidoreductase b. Lineage: Eukaryota; Metazoa; Chordata; Actinopteri; Esociformes; Esocidae. Gene Ontology annotation, cellular component: cytosol. The record is from RefSeq and is a predicted model, not a curated record. The transcript is spliced from 16 exons. Gene Ontology annotation, molecular function: FMN binding; flavin adenine dinucleotide binding; NADPH-hemoprotein reductase activity. The coding region runs from base 120 to 2153 and encodes 677 amino acids. Gene Ontology annotation, biological process: response to hormone.